Molecule: messenger RNA, 4411 nt
Organism: Mizuhopecten yessoensis (Yesso scallop)
Lineage: Eukaryota; Metazoa; Mollusca; Bivalvia; Pectinida; Pectinidae
Product: formin-like protein 1
Exons: 24
Coding region: 217-3228 (1003 amino acids)
Biological process (GO): cell migration; regulation of cell shape; cortical actin cytoskeleton organization
Cellular component (GO): cytosol
Molecular function (GO): small GTPase binding; actin filament binding
Source: RefSeq, a predicted model, not a curated record
CACUGACCAUUAGUGACCAGAUAACCCACCGCCGCGCUCGGACCUCAGACGGUGUAGCGGCGGGAAGGCUUAGUACCAAUAACACAGGAGAGCUAAUUGCACUCUCGGGAAAAAUCGUCCCCCGACCGGUUGGAACACGCUCCGUGGGUACAUAUUUACAGUGUGGUCAAACCUUAACACAUACCGAACCAGGGAUUAUAGCUGUCUUUCUGGAUAAUGGCGUCCUUUCGGAGGGGAGGCCAAUAUCGCCAGUCCAAGAUGUUGUCCACAGAAGAAAAAUGGAAGAUACUUUUCAAUCAGCAAACGCGAAAGUCUGUAUACAGUGCACAACAGUACUGCGAUCACAUCCGGAAAUACUUACAGAGCUUGUCUGGACAGACAGAAGGGAAUUCUGGGAGCCGAGAUGAAAGACCAAUGUCGUAUUUACUGCGGAAACUCAAAGUCGACUUACAAAUGUCGUUUCAAAGUUUCGUACAGGAGUUCCUGCGAGAGCCACUAUUGGGUAUUGGUCUUCUGCUUGCUACUCUCAAGGCCGUCCAAAAAUGCACAUCCGACUUCUCACGUGCCACUGCCAAAGUCAAAGCCAUCAACUCCAAACGACUGUUGACGGAUGAACACGACUGCUUGCUGUGCCUCAAAUUUGCCUUACGUGAACAGGAGGCCACGAAUCUGCUCCUUGACGAGUCGUACGGACUGGAGUGCGUAGCUUCAGCCCUAAUGAGUUCCUUCACGAAGUCCCGCUUGGUUGCGUUAGAGAUAAUGAGUCUUGUUUUGACUGACUCGAAAGGGUUUUCCAGAAACCUGGAUUGUUUUACGUACUUCCGAUUGAAGAACUGCGAGCCUGUCCGUUUUCGUUUUCUCGUCAGCAUGCUGAUGUCUACCGGCUCACAGAAUGUUGCCUUUCAGGUUUGUUGUAUGAAGUUUAUCAACUCGCUCCUUGCUGCGAGCCCAAACAUGAACUCCAGGGUGUUUCUUCAGAAUGAGCUGAUCACUGCAGGACUGGAUGCGGAUACCUUAAAGCAGAGUGUUGAUACUGAGUCAAGUUUGGAACACAUAGAACUGGGUCGAGAAUUAACCGAAUUCCAUGAAACGUUUGUGGAUGUUGAUGCGUUGAUAGAAUACCGAUCAUCUCUUGAAACAACGAACGACGAUCUCCAGAAACAAUUAUUCGUCCUGCAAGAGGAAGUCCAGAGUACACGGAACACAAGUGACAUUGACUCUGGGGAUGCGUCUAUGAAGUCAAAGACAGGUGACAACAGUGCUCACCCCAAAGUUCCAGAUCCCCCGCCACCACCUCCGUGUACCGGGCCAUCCAGAAAACCAAACACGGGGAUAACAUUUCCGUUCCUCUAUUGGAAACCCCUCAAUGACGUACAAGACACCAUCUUCCAGACUUUGAGAAGUGACAACAUCCUACACGAUGAGGACUUAGACGCAUUUGAAGCAGCGUUCAGACUUGAAUCAAGAAAACCGCUUGUCACUCUGAAAAAGAAUCAAGAAUCUCGACAGCUACGUCACGAAAAGAAAAUGAUUUUUCUAGAACGAUCAAGAGCACAUAAUUUGGUUCUGGCUCGGCGGAAGGUGGGACUGGCGGCGGAGGAUGUAAAAACAGCACUGGACCAGUAUGACUAUGAAGCUGUAGAUGCGGACAGUGCGGAGCUGCUGUCGCGAUUCAUUCCAACUGAGACCGAGUUGAGAGACGUGAUGUCACUUACCUGUAACUAUGAAGAGUUGGCAGAGGCGGAACAGCUCAUUGUUCAGCUUGUGUCUGUGUCGGAUCUGGAGGGCAAACUCAGCUGUAUAGCCUUCAUGAAUCAAUUUCAGAGGAAGGUGGAUGCCCUGGCACCGGAACUGAAUAACAUUCAGAAAUCCUCUUCUUCUUUGCUGAACUGUGAAAGGAUUAAGAAAGUGUUUGAGAUAAUCCUGCUUCUCGGAAAUUACGCAAAUACCAACAAAUGCGGUUCCAUCCACGGCUUCCACUUUUCCUGUCUGUCAUCGCUGAAAGACAUGAAGUCAAGUGAUAAGACACAGACUCUCGUCGAUUUCAUUGUAAGGAUGAUGGCCCGUAACCAUCCGGAUAUUCUUCACUGGUACCAAGACAUCGACCUGCUCCCCGUGGCUAAAGGUAGUUUUGCUCGCCUGACAUCCCUGGUACAGGAGCUAGACGAGGGUAUUCGGAUGGUGGGCGACCACAUGAACCAGACGUCUAGUGGUCAUUCAGAACGAUUGGCUACUUUUUAUGAAGAAGGCGAAGAGCGCAUUUGGAAACUGAGGCGGUCAUGCCAGCGUACACACACUGUCUACACACGUGCGUGUUCUACGUUUGGGGAGAAUUCUGAAAAUAUUGAGCCUUCAGAACUGUUUGGACACUUUAAACAGUUUGUCAAUGCGUAUAAGGGAUCGUUGACCAAACUGAUGACAGAAUCUCCAUCUGAAGUAGUGAAUCGCCCAGACCAAUCGGAAUAUGCGCAGCCAGCAGUCGAGACCUCUUACGAUUCGUCCACAGAGUAUACUUCUCUACAGGUCAUUAGAAAAACACCUACUAUUGACUACGUCAAUGCAGAUCAACGGGAAGAAUUUCCCGCCUAUACCCACGACUUAGGGAGUGAGAGGACAGAUGAUUUGUCCUACUGCGAUUUAGAAGUAGCUGAGGCGCUUAGAAACCAUUGUGAAUCGGAAACAGACGGACUGUUGUGUGACUGUUGUUUCAAGGAAACGGGAGAAUGCGCGCUAGCCAAUAACCAAUACGGAAAUUUUCCGACAAAAAGAAACAGUGCAGUGGAAAAUUGGAUUGUUUGUAAUAAUAAAGCCAUGUUAGAGACUAGUUACAGGGCUGGUGACGAACUUCCCCUAGAUUACGGUGAUGACAUCAACAACAAUGUGCAUGACGUACAACACAAAAUAGAUACUGAGAGCUAUGACAGUGCAUUUUUUGGGUCUGAUGCGAACGUUUUGAAAUCCUCGGGACGAAGUUCACAAGAAGAUGUGCUAACACAACCUAGUAUGCCUAGGUCUAGCACACCUUACACGUGCAUGCGUACGGCAGAUCCAAUUCCCGACUACAGCCGAUGCCCAUCUCCUGCAGGGAGCUUCGCCAGUAAGGACACGUACAGCAGCGAGCUCUCCAAAAUUCUCACUGAAUUCGAAGGCAAUCUGAACCAGUAUGAAUCCGAAGUUUCCCCGACCUAUCGUCGGUUUUACACCGUGAAGUCCAUUAUCUACCUUUAGAGCAAUCUGAUAUUGUUAGAAUAAAGUUCGUGUUGUCGGGUAUAGGCUCAGUGAACUACGCGCCAUAUUCGUAAGGUACCAGGGCCGUUUUGUGAUCAUCACAUGCUGCUUUUCUUUCGAUUUCGGGAGAUUAUGGACUUCUUUAGUUACACAUAUCUGAAAGCAGCAAGUAGCAGAAACAUCAUUCAAGACGACAGUCUUCAGCGAUCAAUUUUAGCAACAAUUUUAAAUGAUUACUUGUACCACUUUAGUACCGGUCACUACCGUACCCAAGAACAACUCGUUCUUUGUGUAUCAACUGAAUCAUGUCACCUAUUUUCACAGGGAAUAUAGACCAUGACAAAUUUGUACAUUUUAAGCAACCUUGUUAAUUAAUCAACCCUCCGUAAGUUUUAAUAAUAUAUCUUGAGGAAAAUGUGUUCUGUUUAGGCCAACCAAGGUGAUAAGGCAGUGAUCCACACAACUAUAACAGCGGCACAACCGUCAAUCAUAUCAGUCAUAUUUAUGUUGCCCUUCAACUUAACAAACGCAUAAAUUAUUUCCCUUUGUUUUAGUAAAACUAAAGUAGACUGGUACUACUUACAUUGUACAACAUGGCAACAGCGUUCCAAGUCCAAUCCCUGUUACAGUGCAAUAUUUUCUAGUUAGUCCUCAAACGUUAAUGUGUAAAUGUUGUGUGCAAUAAACAAUGUUGUGUGUAAUAAACAAUGUUGUGUGUGUGUAAUAAACAAUGUUGUGUGUAAUAAGCAAUGUUGUGUGUAAUAAACAAUGUUGUGUGGUUCCAUGUUGUCAGAUAUAACAGUGUUAAACUCAAUAUCUAACCGGAAUUGACAUUAAUACUAGGCCUAUAUCUUUGCAUAUUGCAUACUUUGAAUUCAAUGGCAAUUAACCGCUUAGAAUACUCGAAAUUUCAUACAGGAUAAUUGAGGAAGUGUUUGGCUCAUUUGUACAAAGAAAUACAGGUACGAAUUGUAAUAUAUCUCUUACUUAUUGUUAAAUUAAAUUUAAUUGAGUGCUGACCUAUAAAUACAACAUGGUGAGUCUGAGCCACCGUCUACAAUUGAUCUGAAAUACGUCGGUCAAGAAAGCCAUCAUUAGAAAUGUUAUCACAAUACAUUUAUCGCGGCCUGUUUUUAAGAUUUCUAGGGUAAAGCAACCUCAACAACGUAAGUGUGUUAGUAAA